This is a messenger RNA of Gigantopelta aegis, 5961 nucleotides long. RefSeq names its product ankyrin repeat and EF-hand domain-containing protein 1-like. The record is from RefSeq and is a predicted model, not a curated record. Gene Ontology annotation, molecular function: calcium ion binding; protein binding. Lineage: Eukaryota; Metazoa; Mollusca; Gastropoda; Neomphalida; Peltospiridae. Bases 236 to 2563 code for a protein of 775 amino acids. The transcript is spliced from 7 exons.
GGGAAGUGUAGAAACAGUGACCGAUGCUUUUGUUUUUAUUAAUAAUAAUAUUGGUUGAUACACGUUACAUUCAUAAACCAGUUUUAUAGUCUGCUACAGUUUCUGUGCAAUGAUUACUUGAUUGUCAAUGACGGGUUUUGUUGACAAAGCUAAUGAAACUACACAAUUCAUUGAGUAGCAAAACAGACGGGGAAGAAGAAGAAAAAAGAAGAGGUAUAAAAAUAAAAAAAUAAAAAUGCCUGUCGCUCAGUCCAGAUUGGAAAUAUUGCAAGUGUGCAAGCUUAUGCAAUGUGUCCGAGAGAAGGACCAACAACAGAUUCAGAAGAUGAUCGCUAAUGGCAUCCCUCACUUGAUCAACUACAACGACCAGAACGAUGGCACGACGGCGCUGAGCGUUGCCGCCUGCAUCAACGACGACGAAAUGAUCGAGUUUCUUCUCGACAUGGGGGCUCACCCAGAUGUGAUGGAUUUCAAGGGAAGGACAGCUGCCAUGAGGGCCGCGGAAUAUGGUCAUGUGCACUGUUUAGAAAAAUUAACAAAAGCUGGAGCCAAUAUGAAGCUUUUUGACUUGGAAGGCAAAGGUAUAAUCUUCUACUGUAUAACACCCACCCAGCGCCAUGCCAGGUGUCUGGAGAUGGCAGUGAACAAUGGAGCGGAAGUGAACAAUGUCUCCAAAGAUGGGUGGCCGGUGUUUCUCAUCGCCUGUGAAAGUGCUGUGGAGAACAAGAGCAUGUGUCUCCUGCUGCUGGAGAAAGGAGCCGACCCCAAUUUAAAACAUGAAAAAACAUCACGUACUUCUUUAAUGGCUGCUGCUGAGAGUGGUGGUGUGGAUGUUGCCAAGGCGAUCCUUGAGGCUGGGGCUAACGUCAAUGCUCUGGAUUCACGGAAAAACCAUGCAGCACACUAUGCAGCAAAGGGAGGUCACUUUGAGGUACUUGUCAUGAUGGCAGGAUAUGGAGCAGACUUUAACCAGACCAACGCAGAGGGAAACACCCCCAUUCAUUUGGCAGCCAUGAAUGGAAGUGGACCUUGCUGCAAAUAUCUUUCACAAAGAGGUUGCAAUCCAAAACCUAAGAAUAAUGACGGAAAUCCAGCCAAAAAUAUAGCAAAAGAUGCUGGCAACAAAGAAGCUGCUAAAGAGUGUAGAAAAGCUGAGAAAUCAUUUGCUAAAGUUUUAAAAAACGGUGAACCUUGGGUCAUACACCUGUAUGACUGGUCAUGGGCACGCAAGAACAAAUUACUGGAAUUGUUUAAGAAAUAUGACCCUGAUGAAACUGGAACUAUUCCCAAGGAUGACUUCCUGGAAACCAUGAUGGACAUGAAGGCUCCUGCAGACCAGGGAGAUCUGGCCAAAGUCAUCGUUCUCUACGACAAAAACAAAGAAGGCAAGAUAGAUUACAAUGACUAUUUCAAUGGAAAGAAAUAUGUGAACAAAAAUUUUCUUUUAAGUGCAUUUGAAGGGAAAAAGAAGAAGAAGAAAGGUGGCAAAAAGGGCAAAAAGAAGGGCAAGUUCAAGCUGGUGAUGCCGAUAUGUAUACAAGACGAAGGUCCUCGGACCUAUGGAGGUGGUCCUCCUGCCAUGUACAUUCCUCAGAAUAUCCACUUCACAGACACGCGGCGGUUUGACCGAGACGCUCCGCCGAAACAUCCUCUCCAGGACGACUCAGCCUGGUAUUUACAGCAGCCAGACAAGACGUAUGUGAACAUCAACGAGGCGGCUAAGAUGGGAGAUUUCGACUCCCUGAAGAGCGCAUUUUCUAAAGGUGUGUGUGUGGACACGCGAGAUAAGUUCUACAAAACUCCACUGAUGGUGGCCUGUGCUACUGGGCAUAUCAACAUGGCAAAAUUCCUGGUAGAUAAUGGAGCUCAGAUAAAUGCACGAGACAACUUCAAGUGGACACCUCUGCACCAUGCCUGUCAUGCAGGAAUGCUUGAUAUUGUGGAAAUGCUUCUCAACUUUGGUGCCGAGAUUGAUUCCUCGGCACUGGGAGGUGGAACCCCUCUGAACCGAGCCAUUGAGAGUUCACGCGAGUCUGUCGUACAGUACCUCAUUAACAGGGGAGCAAGACUACAAACUGAAAACAAGAAAGGACAAAAUCCUAUGGACCUCGCACAAGCUUGGGCUGACCCCCGGUGCAUGGAAGUCGUGCAGAAGAAGUGGGACACCCUGCCUCCUCCCGGUGACAAGAAGGGAAAGAAAGGAGGAAAGAAAAGUGCAAGGAAGAAGUCAUCAAGACCCGUAUCAGCCCCAGGGGUCACUGAUAUAGCUGCUGCCCAGCAUCAGGCUUUCUUAAGACCACUAGAGGACACGAUACACCAGCGGAAGGGUUCCAUCCUUCGAGCGGCGUCGGCUCUGGCUGGAGGUAUAGACGAGAAGGAGGAUAUCACUUACACCCCGCUGAAGGCGUGGACAAAACAACCGACCACCGAUGAGUUGAUCCAAGAGAGACAAGUCAAGCGGGAACGCUUUGGCUGGGAGGUGGACUUUGACGAUUUCGAAAUGCCGUUUAAAAAGAAUGUUACCAAAAAACUGGAAAUGUUUAAUGCUUUAGAAGAAGAAUAAUGGUAGUGUUACGAUAACAGUUCUGUUGUGUAAAAAAUAUUAUGAAUACUAACCAUGUUAAUUAAUGAAGGUUGCUUACUGAUGAAUAUAUUUUGAUGAAUAUAUAUAUAUAAAUAAAUAUAUUUCUGGUAUAGCGAUUGUUAAUUUUUGUUUUAACUUCAUGGGGUUUUUUUCAUGUUUUUUCUAUGUUUAAUAAUUUUUGAUAUGCUGAAUUUUGUCAUCAUGUUUAUCAUUACUUAUUUCUUUGAUGUUUUUGUUUUGCUAUACAUUUGUAAUAUUUAUAUCCUUUAUAUGUUAUUUUGAAAUAUGUUAAUACAUGUAUAUUUUAAUAUUAAAGACAACCAUCUCUUACAAGUUUUACAUUGUUUGUAAUUUCAAAUUAUUUUUAUACAUAAAUACAUGUUGACAUAUAAGAUUUAAAAAUUUAACCAGUAGUUUGAUCUUUUAUGAUCACAUACUACUACUUCUUAGAUCAUGUUUUAAAAUAUUUUAUCACAUACAUGUAUAUUAAGUCUUGUGGAAGAAUAGGAGCUAUAAGUUUGUUUCCAACCUUCAGGUUCCUUAAGGCAUUGGGAUUGUGAAUGUAAGGUGAUAUACUUAUUAAUAUACAGUGAAUCCCUUCUAAACCGGACAUUUUAAUUGGUCCCAUGGAUGUCCGGUUUCAGAGGUGUCCAGUUUUCAGGGGUCUGAAUUUAUGUAACUACCUUUUGUUUUCCAUUUUCAAAACUUUUAAUUAUUUUAAGUUUAUCAUCAAGUGAUAGUUCAACACGGCAACAUUUAGCUGGACAUUGCGUCAUGUUGAAAAGCCAUGCAAAGCCAACUUCACUUUUACUUACUCUUUAUUUCGCUAAAUAAAUGUUUUAAAUGAACAACAAAUUUACACAAUAGGAAGAUAUUAAAUUCUGCGAUCAAUCAGGGACCAGACCUUACUUAGGGAGGGUGGGUGUUCAUUGCUGCUAACGAAGUGUUACAAUGACAUGAAAUAAUAAUAAAAUAAGAACAAUAACAUCAUUUUGAUCUGAAGUUAGUAAUAUUUUUGAAAAUUAUUUAUAAUAACAUUUAAAUAUAAUGGAAGGCGCACAAUUAAUAUACUAAUGAAAACACCACACAUAAGGCCAAGUGACCGCAUAUUGGACGAGUGUUUGGAAUUUUGUCAUCGUGAUAGCGUACAUCUAUUGUCCGAGUUAUCACGAAAAUUAACCAAUGGCUAAAAGGCUUAUAUGACAGUUGUAUUAGAAUGUUGUUUAGAUCCCAGGUCAGUGAAACUUGAUUUAUAGUUGCAGCUAUGGAUGUUCAUCAUAGUGUACCGUAAUUGUUUAUGGUAGGCGAGAUAUUUAAUUCCACAGAAUUCUUGUUUGCACUAGGUAUUAUGGUUGUGCACUCACAGGACGACUUGAUACUAAUUAUUCAAGUGCCUGCAGUUUUGCUAUUUCAUGUUCUAUGAUAACAAAACUUGUCAAACCUUUCAAGCUUUAUUCUGUAGUGUUGUAUUUUACUCAGUAUAUUUGUAUGUAUUCAUUAAAAUGGGGAUGGCAGGGUUUCUAGAUUAUUGUAGCUCCACUCCCAUGGCUAGUGAUAUUCAAUGGUGGGCUAGUAAAUAACUACUAUUGCUAUUCCCAAUGGGUCAAAUAUUGCAGUUAAGUCUUAUUUUGUAAAUAUGAAUAUCCUGCCCCCACACCAAUCCCCCAAUGUUAGUGGGUUAUUUUUAGCUCUAUCUUCCUCUUUAGAUAACAUAUCUGAUUAUUACUAUUAUUUAGUAAAAUUGUAUUAACUUAAAGUCAAUUUUUAAUCUUGGCUAGUAAAUUAUUUUAAUCACUGAUCCCAUGGCUAGUGGAUUUUAUAAAAAUUCUAGAAGCCCUGGGAUGGGCUGAACAUUGUUAUCUUCUGUGUUAAUUUUCUUAAUGCUACUUGAAACUUAGGCCUAGAUCACAUUAGACAGCGUGACUGGAGUGUCACAUCAUGAGCCACAACCCAUUCACAUACGACAGCCUUCAUAUGCGCCCGAACAUGUUUGGUCGUGUCAAAUGCCGUUGGGUCGACUAAACGUCGGUUGCAGGCAACUGGUUUUUCAAUACGCACUACAUGACAUGACUUUACAGUUAAGUCAAAAAGUGUUCCAUGGGGCUGUGGAGGUUUUAGAUUGGAUUUUCCUUUAAACUAGAUUAUAUCCAUCUUCCUGGACUUUUCUGCUGUUUUCUUCCUUAGUUUUUGCUAAAACUCACACCUGUCCACAAGUUAAUGGUCACCAUUGUUUUUUUGGUGUUAUGUGUACUAUCUGUGAGUGUCCGAGCAUGUUUAUACACUGAUGGGUCAUGAACACUGCACCUCUGUGCUUUAAUGCAUCACGUGGUGUCGGCAUUAUAGUUUUCAAACAUUGUUUUUAUUUCCCUGCAUACAACCAUGGGCGUACGACCCGGGGGGGCAGGGGGGGGGAAUUUGCCCCACCCAAAUUCGGGCAGUUUUUAUCAGGUAAAUCAAAAGAGCCCCCAUACGCCCAUGCAUACAACCAACAAAAAUUGGCCGUGUGUGUAAAUAAAACCAGUUGUAAAACAUUGUUGGUUUCACAGCCUAGUAUUGGUUCCCACCUAAAGUGAGUUUUAAUGGCUCUGUUGGGAGGUAUAAUACUGCUACACCAACUUUACUCUCACUUACCUCCCCUGGAUGUAUCCCCAUCAUUGGAUGAAUUGAGCUAUUUCUUCUUCCAGUCAGUGCUCCACAACUGGUAUAACAAAGGUUGUGGUAUGUACCAUCCUGUCUGUUGGAUGUUGGAUACAAAAGAUCCUUUGCUGCUAAUCAAAACGUAACCCAUGGAGUGGCAACAGCCGGUUUCUCUCUCAUCAUCUAUGUGAUUAUUAAGCAUAUGUCAAUGCUAUAUAACUAUAUAUAAAAAUGUCUUGAGUGUGUCAUUGAAUAAAACAGUUCUUUCGUUUGUGGAUAGAGCCAAGACAGCUGAAGUGUGGUCAGAACAGCAUGCCUCUGUUUUUAUUGGUUGUAAGCAAAAACCAAGUUUAAAUGAAAUGAAGUGAAGAUGUGUUCAGAUAGUAGUCAGAAAUGUGCUUUACAAUCAUUUACCAAUAAUAUGGAAAAAGAGCUUCUUAAAACUGGUUUGUUUAUUGUAGGUCAGUUUGAGAGACUAAUCACAUUUCUCCAAACAAUCGAGUGGACAGUUAAUCAAGGUAGAUACACAAAGGGUUGAGGUUUGCUGGGUUUUCAAGGAGAUUCCAAGAAAAUUGGAAAUAGCUUUAUGAACUUGCCAAACAAUCAUUAAAUAUCUGUUUUUAAGAUACAUGGAAAUUAAUAUUGUAUAUAUCAUAUCAAUUCAAAAUGUUAUUUGUUAUCUUUGUGUGAAGUAUACAUACUGAUUCAGUAUUUCAGUAUUAUUAAAUAUGUACAAAGUA